This is a messenger RNA of Zychaea mexicana, 767 nucleotides long. Its product is annotated as putative ARC18-subunit of the Arp2/3 complex. The transcript is spliced from 5 exons. The coding region runs from base 153 to 671 and encodes 172 amino acids. Gene Ontology annotation, biological process: Arp2/3 complex-mediated actin nucleation; regulation of actin filament polymerization. Gene Ontology annotation, cellular component: Arp2/3 protein complex; cytoskeleton. Lineage: Eukaryota; Fungi; Mucoromycota; Mucoromycetes; Mucorales; Lichtheimiaceae. The record is from RefSeq and is a predicted model, not a curated record. Gene Ontology annotation, molecular function: actin filament binding.
UGAACAUCAUCAGCGAGCUGGUUUAGCUUCGGUUGCUGAGUACAAAAUUGCAUUUGGGUGUGUGUCUGUGUAGCUCAUGUAGACCGUCUUGAAGUCCAGCCUGCAGCUUUUCUUUUCGUGUGGUUCAUCAUUACCAUUCAUUUCUUCUCGUAAUGCCAGCAUACCAUUCUCAGUUCAACGAUGGCGACUAUCAGUCAGUUGGCAAUAUGUUUCUUUUGCCAGUAAAAACUAAAUACCGCGGCAACGCACCUAUAGCGGAUCCUAACGCUGAAGAUGUUGUCGAUGAAGCUAUCACCCUCUUCCGCGCCAACUGCUUGUUCCGAAACUUUGAAAUCAAAGGCAAUGCAGACCGCGUCCUCAUCUAUCUGAUCCUUUACAUUUCUGAGUGUCUCAGCAAAAUCAACAAGAACACACCCCAAGGCGACGCGUUCAAGCAGUUGAGCACGUUGGCCGUCUCGAACUUUGCUAUUCCCGGUGAUCCCAACUUUCCAUUGAACGCCAUGUAUGCUGCCCCUUCAGACAGAUACCAGACCGAUCAAAUGCGGCAAUAUGUACAGCAACUGCGUCAAGAGCUUGCUUCUCGACUGGUGGAGACGAUUUUUGUGGAUGGGAAGCCAAGCAAGUGGUGGAUGUGUUUCUCAAAGAGAAAGUUCAUGAACUUGAGCCUUUAGACAACAAUUUUUUUGACGAUGAUGGGUAAUGAUGAGUAUUAUUAAUAUAUUACACAUCAAGCGAAAGAAAUAAUCACGUGUAUUGAAGUAGUAUGU